This is a messenger RNA of Phyllotreta striolata, 1018 nucleotides long. The record is from the annotation of a GenBank genome assembly. NCBI's taxonomy places the organism in Eukaryota, Metazoa, Arthropoda, Insecta, Coleoptera, Chrysomelidae.
GUUUGUUGUGAAACGCACGUGGUGCAACAAGUACAUUUAAUUAUUAACCAAUUGCACCAUUAAUAUUUAAAAAAUGAGUAAAAUCAGAAGCGCCGAAGUGCUCUCGUUAGACAAAUCGAAGCAAAAGGAACUCGUAAAGGAAACGAAAGAAAUAAAAAAGAAAUUAAAGGACGGCACGAUUACGGUAAAAGAAGCCCGUAGGGCGCGCAAAUUGAACGUCGAACAAUCCAGAGGGCUGGUGUUCAUAUCCCACCUACCGCACGGGUUCUUCGAGCAGGAGCUCCGGAACUACUACAAGCAAUUCGGGAAAGUCACCAACGUUCGAGUAUGUCGAUCGGGCAACUCCGGAAGGAGCAAGGGAUUCGGAUACGUGGAGUUCGCCCAGCCGGAGGUAGCCAAAAUCGCCGCGGACACCAUGAACAAUUAUCUAAUGUUCAAAAAAAGAAUUACGGCCGAGUACGUUCCGUACGAAAAGCGCCCCAAAGGGAUCUUCAUAGGAAAAUCCACGACAUUGGAAAAGUACUCGAAGAAAGCCAGAAGGGACAGGCAGAAACAGGCCAAUUUAAACAUGAACGAAACGACUCACGCCAGAAGAGCCAGUUUGAGGAUAUCCAGAUUGGCCAAACGUCUGGAAAAGCUCGGCGAAUUGGGCGUGGAUAUGUCGAAUUCGCUGGAUGUCAUGCCCGUAAUAGAGCGAGGUGGUGAGGAAAAGCGGCUGGAAAACGGGGGGAAAAUCGGGAGGUCUCCUUCCGGGAGGAGUAGGUCGAAAUCGGAGGCGGAAAAUGGCGAUGGGGCAUCGAAGAAACCUUCUCCGGAAGUGAAAAAAUCGAGGAAAUCGAUUGGGAAAGUGGAGAAAACUGGCUUGUUGGAUAGGGAAACUGUGAGAAAAGUGGCGAGGGAGUUGAUCAAGAAAAAGGGGGAUUCGUUGGUGAAAGUUGCGGGGAAACCCAAAAGGAAAUCCGUGAAAAAGUAAUACGUUUAUUUAUUUACUUGUAGGUGUAUAAAAAAUAAAAAUAUG